Molecule: messenger RNA, 579 nt
Organism: Penicillium psychrosexuale
Lineage: Eukaryota; Fungi; Ascomycota; Eurotiomycetes; Eurotiales; Aspergillaceae
Exons: 3
Coding region: 1-579 (192 amino acids)
Source: RefSeq, a predicted model, not a curated record
AUGCUGUCCAAGACCCUGUUCAUCCUCGCUUCGGCUGUCACUCUGGUCAACAGCCAAUUUGACCCGACAUCGGUUACCCUUGCUACAAGACAGGCCUGGUGUAACUCCCAGACAUCCACAUGUCCCCUCCUCUGUCUACAACUACGAGGAGCCUCGGGUUCACCAACAACAAAUAACUGCUCCGCCGAAACACUAGCCUACGACUGCACAUGCAGCAACGGCGUCAGCCCUAACGCCACUGAAUAUUCCCUGACAAUCCCCUACUACAUCUGCACGGAAACCAACAGCCAAUGCGUUCUCAACUGCGACGGUAACACCACUUGCCAGAAUAACUGCAGAGUAGAUAACCCUUGUGGAGCCCAGAAUCCCAAGCGUAUCAAUGUGACUACUACUACUACUACCGCCAACACUGCUACCGCUACUGCAUCCGAGACCCCUCUCAAUACCCUUGUCAAUGGCAAUGGAGAUACCGGCGCUACUGGCGCUGCUCCGCGCAUGGUCUCUGUUGAUAUCAGCCAUGUCUACGGGCUUUGUGUUUUGGUUGGUGGGUUUGUUGCCGGCUUUGCUGCUCUCUUGUAG